Messenger RNA from Camarhynchus parvulus, 4888 nucleotides. RefSeq names its product FCH and double SH3 domains 2 (gene FCHSD2). Gene Ontology annotation, molecular function: protein binding. Gene Ontology annotation, biological process: regulation of actin filament polymerization; neuromuscular synaptic transmission. The coding region runs from base 331 to 2625 and encodes 764 amino acids. Lineage: Eukaryota; Metazoa; Chordata; Aves; Passeriformes; Thraupidae. The transcript is spliced from 21 exons. Gene Ontology annotation, cellular component: neuromuscular junction; recycling endosome. The record is from RefSeq and is a predicted model, not a curated record.
UUUUUUUUUCUUUCUCCCCCUCCCCACCACGUCUUUUCCCGAAGUCUCUCCCUCCGCCGCCUCGUUUCCCUCGCCGCUCCCCAGCGCCGGGACGCCGCUCCGCGGCCCGUGAGGAAGAGGCGGCCUCCCCCCGCCAUCCCUCCCCGCCUCCCUCCCUCCCUUCCUUCCCCGCUCCUCCCGCCGACCGGGACUCGCCCCGAACCGGGAGGGAGACGGUCGCUGCCCGCUCCUCCUCCUCCUGCCGCUCCUCCUCCUGCAGCGGGGGCCGCAUCCUGCUGCCGGGGGGAGGGAAUUGAUGUGGAUACCCAGCGCAGCACCACCACCACCACCAUGCAGCCGCCGCCGAGGAAGGUGAAAGUUACACAAGAGCUGAAAAACAUUCAGGUUGAGCAGAUGACAAAACUUCAGGCCAAGCAUCAGGCAGAAUGUGACCUACUGGAAGAUAUCAGAGCAUUCAGUCAGAAAAGAGCUGCGAUUGAGAAAGAAUAUGCACAGAGCAUUCAGAAGCUGGCUAGCCAAUACUUAAAGAAGGACUGGCUUGGAAUUAGAGCUGAGGAACGAAGUGAUUAUAGGAGCAUGUACUCAGUUUGGAAAUCACUCUUAGAAGGCACCAUGCAGGUGGCCCAGUCCCGACUCAAUAUCUGUGAGAACUAUAAAAACUUGAUUUCUGAACCAGCCAGGAGUGUCCGGUGCUUUAAGGAGCAGCAGCUGAAGAAGUGUGUGGACCAGCUGACAAGGAUCCAAGCUGAACUACAGGAGACAGUCAAAGAUUUAGCUAAAGGCAAAAAGAAAUAUUUUGAGACUGAACAGAUGGCUCAGGCGGUGCGGGAGAAAGCUGAUAUUGAGGCCAAGUCCAAACUUAGUCUUUUUCAGUCAAGAAUAAGCUUGCAGAAGGCAAGUGUGAAGUUAAAAGCCCGACGAUCUGAGUGCAAUUCCAAGGCUAUUCACGCCAGGAAUGAUUAUCUCCUCACUUUAGCAGCUGCCAAUGCCCACCAGGAUCGCUACUAUCAAACUGACCUGGUGAACAUCAUGAAGGCUCUUGAUGGAAAUAUAUAUGAUCACCUUAAGGAUUAUUUAAUGGCAUUCAGCAGGACUGAACUAGAGACAUGCCAAGCUGUACAAAACACAUUCCAGUUUCUACUGGAGACUUCCAGCAGGGUGGUGCGGGAUUACAACCUCCAGCUGUUCCUGCAGGAGAACUCCGUGUUCCACAAACCUCAGCCUUUCCAGUUCCAGCCCAGUGACAGUGACACUAGUUUUAAUGCAGUUCAGCUGGUGGAGAUUGAGCCCUCACCUGUCAGUGCUAUGAGAAUGACCAUAGCAGAGAGCCGACAGCUGGAGUCAGAGACGGGAACCACCGAGGAGCACAGCCUGAACAAGGAGGCGCGGAAAUGGGCGACGCGCGUGGCCCGCGAGCACAAGAACAUCGUCCACAGCCAGAGGACCCUGGAAGAGCUGGAGUGCCACGGGCCCGUGAUGUCCGAGCAAACCCGAGCGGAACUGGAGCAGAAAAUAGACGAAGCCAGGGAGAGCAUUCGCAAGGCUGAGAUCAUCAAGCUGAAGGCAGAAGCGAGGCUGGAGCUGCUGAAGCAGAUUGGGGUGUCCGUGGACACGUGGCUGAAGAGUGCCAUGAACCAGGUGAUGGAGGAGCUGGAGAACGAGCGCUGGGCCAGCCUGCCCUCGGUCACCAACAACGGCUCCGCGCACCUGGUCAAUGCUGAUGCAGAAAAGGAAGAAGGUGAAGAGUUUGAAGACAGCAUGGAUGUUUUUGAUGACAGCAGUUCUAGUCCUUCUGGUACUCUCAGAAAUUACCCUCUCACCUGCAAAGUUGUUUAUUCCUAUAAGGCUUCUCAGCCAGAUGAGCUGACCAUAGAGGAGCACGAGGUGUUGGAGGUCAUUGAAGAUGGAGAUAUGGAAGACUGGGUGAAGGCACGGAACAAGGCUGGACAGGUGGGAUAUGUGCCAGAGAAGUACCUGCAAUUCCCAACCUCCAGCAGCCUCCUGAGCAUGCUGCAGUCCCUGGCUGCGCUGGACUCCCGAUCCCACACCUCCAACAACUCCACGGAGGCUGACCUGGUGCCAGGCAGCCUCAACGGGGACUCCAAUGUCUGUUUUGUAAAAGCACUUUAUGAUUACGAGGGGCAGACAGAUGACGAGCUGUCCUUCCCAGAGGGAGCCAUCAUCCGCAUCCUGAACAAGGAAAACCAGGAUGAUGAUGGCUUUUGGGAGGGAGAAUUCAACGGCCGCGUCGGGGUCUUCCCCUCCGUGCUGGUUGAAGAGCUCACAGCCUCAGAGAAUGGAGAGACUCAGUGGAUUGGGGAUAUCCAGGUAUCCCCCACUCCAAAGGCCAACAACUCCCUGCCACCGCUGCCUCUGUAUGACCAGCCUCCCACCAGUCCCUAUCCCAGCCCGGAUAAAAGAGGAUCCCAGUUUUUCCCCAGGUCUCCAUCGACGAACGAAAACUGCUUUGGUUCAGAGUCCCCUGGAUUCUCUCAACCUCCACGAAUUCCUCCGGAAAGUUCCUAUGGCAAACUGCGGCCUGUGCGAGCAGCUCCACCCCCCCCGACACAGCACCACCGCCGGCCCACGGAGAAGAUCGAGGACGUGGAAAUCACUCUGGUGUAAUGAGGGGACUGGCUAAUUAGUAGUGCUACAAUCAAGGCCAAACUCAGCUUUUGGUCAAUCUCGUUUUUAGGCACCUUUGCAUGAUGAAGACUUGGACUAGAGCGAGCGAUAGGGAGGAUUUUAUGUGGCAGUGACCUGGCGGAUUCCUUCCCACAGUCAUGAAUAUUUUGUGCCUUUUGGUUUUUUUUGUUUGUUUGUUUGGAUUUCUCUACAUCAUUCUUCUUCUCUUAGCACAAACCAAGACAGGCCAAGAUUGGCUUUUUUUCUUGGCUGGAGAUGCUCCAUUUUGAUGUGGAGACGAAGAAAGAGCCCCGUUCAUGCAGCUUAGUCUUAGCAUCCUUUGCUCCUGUGCAUUAGUACAGUAUAUUACUGUUGCCAUAGGAAUGUGUUAAAGAUUGUGGAUCCUUCCAGUAGCAUCACCUGCCUGAUCAGGUAUUCAUCAGAAGAAUGAAAAAGGGAACAGAAAAAGAAGUCUAAAGGAGAGGCUGGCUCCUCUUGAAUCCCCCUGCAGAAAGGAAGAGAUGGGAAAAUGAUCUCCUGGAAAAGCAAAAGUGUUCAUUCCAUGGGUGCUCCCCUUGUCAGUGAUUCACAGCUGAACAUUCUGCCUUUGGAUUUUUGUGUUUACUCAGUGCAUUUACUCAUAGAGGAUCUAACAUGGAGGUGCUGAACCAGCAGCAACAUCUUCUUCCACAGCAGAAACCAACGGGUAGAAAAGCAAAAAAGCAAGUGAGAUUUUUGUCUAGAUCUGGAAAUUGAGCUGCUUUUUUUUUUUUUUUUUUUUUUUUCUCUUAGCAGAUUUUGGGGAUUUUGGUUCUUUUGUUGGGUUUGUUUUAUUUUUUUAAAGCAUUUGGGUCACUCUUAUCCCAGUUAUUGCCGUGUACUUUAUUAUCCAACGUUAGCAGUGUAUCUUUGUCAUCAAACCACCUGAGUUCUAGAGGUAGCAGUUCCAUUUAGAGUAUUUACAUGCAUUUAGUUGUUGCAUUGGAUGGCCCUGUAGCCUUUUCCCACCCCAAUCCCAUUAACCAGCCAAAGCCAGGGAGCCAGGAGCAGCUCCGGGUUCUGCCUUCACACCACCUUCGUGCCCAAGAUGUGCCCAGUUCCUCUCAGGGAAGAAACUGAAAGGAAAAGAGUUUCACAUUUCCCUCGGAGAGCUCUGAAAAGGGAGCUUGGAUUUCGGGUUUUUCAGAGAAAAGGGCAAAGAAUAUUCUGAAGUUGAAUGUGGAGCGGAACGGUUGGAGGAGAGGGAAAAAUUGGAUGAAAGCAGGUUUUUCCUUGGGUACUGACUAAAAUAUUGUCAGCAUUCUCCAUCAGAUGAAAACUUCAGAUCAAAGGCAUCCCAAGGUUGGGUUUGGAGCUGUUUGUGGGUUCUCUUGUGUCUUCAUGUUUUUUCUCAAAGCCAGUAAGUUUUCAACCUUUAGUUUACUAACAAGGGCUAUUUUUUGAGGCUGCAUUUACAACAAAAACCCAACAACUCAUCUAACAAGAUUUUAUCAUAAACUUUGCACAUACUUGGAAAUCCCAACCCAGGCUGGGUCUCCGAGACAUCCAGUGCUUGCCAGUCUCCUUUCCCAGUGGGAUCCUUAACCAAGAGUGGGGCUGUCUGAGGGCAACAAUUCAUGGAUCAGUUAUGGAAUCAGUGACUGUCCAAUGAAGUCUUUUCCAUAUUUUAUUCCUUCUUUUGCACCUCUUGUCCUGUUGAUCUGUUUGAGGUCUUUUUAUGUGUUUAUCAAACUUAUUCUUAAGUUUAAAAAGAAACGUUUUUUAAAAAAAAAAAGGUUUAACUGUUUGCAAAUAUUUUGAGAUCUUUACAACGCAGAAGAAAACCAAGUUUUUGCCAUAAUGUUCAUGUUCAAUUCUUUUGGCCAGUUUCACCAGUUUCAUGUUCAGUUCUUUUGGCCAGGACACAGAUCUGUGUCCUUCACACCCGGACUUUCAAAAAUCCAGAAAAUUUUUAUUUAAAAGUCUCUUUAGUUGUAUUUUAAAAUAUUUUCUGUAAGAGCUGCUAAUUUUAUUUAAAAAACAAAAGUGAAAAAAAAAAGGCAAAAAAAAAAAAGAAAAAGGAAGAAAAGUUGUAAAAAGAUGCCUCCUUUUUAACUAUGAUUUCUUCAUACAGGGCAUGUAUCGGCCGUCGCAUCGUGUACAGCUCAGUACACCCUGAAAGCAUCAGUGCAAAUGCUUUCUUUAUAUUGGCUGUAAAAAGUUUGUAUUUAUUAUGUAUAAAAAGUUGAAUAAUAAAAAAGUGGAACUAAAUCCCUGGUGCCCU